Molecule: messenger RNA, 7983 nt
Organism: Hippoglossus stenolepis (Pacific halibut)
Lineage: Eukaryota; Metazoa; Chordata; Actinopteri; Pleuronectiformes; Pleuronectidae
Gene: adar
Product: adenosine deaminase RNA specific
Exons: 17
Coding region: 2243-6043 (1266 amino acids)
Biological process (GO): RNA processing; adenosine to inosine editing
Cellular component (GO): nucleolus; cytoplasm
Molecular function (GO): double-stranded RNA binding; double-stranded RNA adenosine deaminase activity; tRNA-specific adenosine deaminase activity
Source: RefSeq, a predicted model, not a curated record
GAUAAAGAGAGGAGCUUUACUUUAAAUACUUUCAAGACACUCCCCCACGUGUCUCUGGCCAUGUCUACAUCCGGUUGUCAGAGUGCGACUCUGGGUCACGUGACCCUGAACAGAAACGUAUCCAUUUUUUUCAGAGAGGGAAUCGAAAGUAACCAUGUCUCAUUUAGGACCCCGUUUCCCUUUCUAAUUUCUUACGCCAUCCGGUCAGAGAGUUCCCCCUCAACCUGCUGCAAUAGUCGAGCAACGCGUCUGUAUAUAACUGCACACAGUGUUGCACGUCUGUGUUGUUGACACGGUGGAAGCUGCGGACAGGACCUGACUCAGCCAAUGCGGAAGAAGCAGCCCAAUACAGUCUGCUGCGGGACAGUGUUGGGAUUUCUAAUCUACCAGAGGUUCUGUGCCCACGUUGCAUGCUUCAUCUGUGCCUUGUAUGUUGCUAUGGUUCUGUUUGAGUCAUCUGAUUAUUGGGAGGCUACAGGACCGCACUCUUUUAACACCUCUGCCACUGGUUUGAACUCCUCUAGGUGAGACCAAACUGCUCCCUGAGCCCACUGGGUCCUGUGCCACCAGUUUGUCUUGUGUAUUGCAUUGACAUUUGAAUAUGUGCAUCAUGUAUGUAUGCAUUUUCUGAUGUUCUCCAUUACAUGUGGCAUCUAUUGCACUUCUGUCCGUCCUGGGAGAGGGAUCCCUCGCAUGUGUCUCUCUCUGAGGUUUCCAAGUUGUUUUCCCCUGUAAAAGCUUUUUUUAGUAGUUUCUCCUCACUCUUGUUGAGGGUUAAGGGCAGAGGAUGUCACACCUUGUUAAAGUCCUAUGAGACAAAUUGGGAUUUGUGAACAUGGGCUAUACAAAUACAAUUUGAUUGAUGGUAUGCAUCAUGUAUCUAAAUAAGUAAAUGACACAAUGAUCUCAGUGACGAGGGAGAAAGGGGACACAUCAAACUAUUCUUUUAGUGAUAUAAAGCAGUUUCUUGACAUGGCAGCAUUAUGCAUGCACAACUCUGUCUAUUCAUCAGAUGUCAAGUGGUUUGUUUUGCCCACGCCUCUGCCCAGGCUCAAAACCAGAGAGGAGCAUAAUAAGAGGGGAUUCUAGAAAACACAAGAGUUGUUUGUUUUUUGGCUGUCAACUGUUGCCUCACAUCAGGGUCAAGAUGAGUCCGCUCCAGCCCCGUUUAGCCUCCGGGCCACUGGCCGCGUCGGCCCGGAUUACCAUGAUGAACCAACACUGUGUUCUCAUUAAGGUGGCAGCGUUAGGCCUGCUCAGUGCUGUGGGACAGACCAGUGAUGCUGACGGGGCCGGAGGAGGUGAAACCCGACACAGUAUGGAUGUCUCCUUGUUGUCGCUCUCACUGAUAUAGACAUUAUUGAGGGUUGUUAGAUAUGACACUUGAUGCUGAAUCAAUGUUUGUUGUACCAUAGGAAGAUAUCUGAACUCUGAACUUUGUUGUUUUGCUGGAUCUGCAGUACACUUCUACUUGAUGAAUAUUUUUUGUUGUAGCCGUGUGUGUUUUUGGAGGAUAAAAUUAACUUAGCUCCGCCAUAACUCAUAAUUAUGUCAGAAGUAUAAUGGCAACUAUUAAUAUAGUAUAUGUUUUUCUGGACUGGUUUUCUGUUCCUCAGCACAUCACUGAUUUGUAGUGAUGUUCCUGAUGUUCUUGUGUCCUUGGAACUGUUCUUUUUGGAGAGAACAUGGAUCCAGAUCGAGCCAUAAUUUGUAAGGCCAGAAAUAAAACGGGAUAGUCACAAGAAGGAAGAGUGUCUGAAUUAUUAAUCACCCUCCUUUUACCCUGGGAUUAAGUUUCAUUGUGACUGGAAGAGACAGUAUGUCACCCUGCAGUAUCCUUGUAGACUGGCUGGGAUAUAAUCUGAAGAUACAUAACAACGUUGACACCGUUGGUAGAUGCCUCUGCAUGUAAUCCUCUUUUUUUCCCAUAAUACCCUGAUAUAUUUUUUGUUUUCCCCCUUCUAUACACUGCACUUCAGGAAGGUGAGAGCUGUAGAAGGAUGUUAAAAACUGUGUCCUUGGAGCUGGUCUAGAUUCAGGGACAUUUCUAAGGGCAAUUGAGCAAGUUGUACAUUUGCCAGGAGGGCCUGAACUCAUGUUGGUGGCUGGAAUGUGCUCUCUAUGUGCUACCGGCCUGCCCUGACUUUCCACCAGCGCCUGCUCUUUUUGCCGCUGGACACACACUCAUACAGAAGCUGCGCAGCCCGCUGCACCGGCCCCCUUCACGCUCACCCCCUGCGCUAUGAGCAGAGGUAGAGGAGGGCCUUCCAAAGAACAUUACCACCGAUAUCCACUACCCCACCUCCAGGCCAAGGACAAUUACAACAGGCCUGGUCCGUCUUCCUUCUUUCCCAGAGCUGACCCGCAACUGAGCCCAUAUUCAAGUUACUACAACAGCCCUCCCCCCCCUGUAGUGUCCACACAUCCCCCAGCUCCCUCUUUCAUUCCCUCUGCCCCACCCGAACCAAGCCACUAUAAACCCGUGACCCCUCACAAUUCAUAUUAUCAGAACCACUUUCCCUGUCCUAUUCCAAAUUCAUUUAAGUACCAACAGGCGGAGUUCCUGAGAGGUCAAAGCUCCGAGGCUCCACAGUUCAGAACCAGUCUGCGAGGAGGGGGAGUGGUACCCGGCAGGCCGCCCAGUUCCUCAUAUCAGCCCCAGUCAGGAUACAGUAGAUUUCUAAACCCCAACAGCAGCCCUAGGGGUAGAGGCAGGUAUAGCCAGGAGCAGAGCUUUGAAUACUCACCCAGUUUUGGACCCCAGCAAGGCCCUCAACACCUGAAUCAAACCCAGUUGCAAGGUAAAAAACACAACCAGCACUCCAACAGACAAUGGUGCGAACAAACAGACUCUCUGUGUGACAAUAUUGAUAGUUUGUCUCUUCAUCAAGACUGGACCAACAGAGGAGACAGCUUUGAUAGACAUUCUGAAUCCAGCAGCUCAGCAGCUUCUAGCUCCGAGCAACCCCAAAAACCUGAAGUCAAGGUUGAGCUAAAAACAGGGAACAGGGGACAGGCCAAAGGAGAGGACUCUGACACCGAAUCCAGUUCUACGCUCUGCUCUUCCUCAGAGUCAUCGGACUUUGAAGGAUCCAGGUCAUCAGUAAAAGGUCAGCACAAAGAGAAACCACAUUGCCGCAGCACCGCCUCCCCUGAUCAGGAACUGCAGCUUCCCACAAUGACAGACCAGAAGGACCUAGUACUGCGCUACCUGCUGAAGUCAAGGGAGGCAACCGCUCUUGUCAUAGCCAAAAAUCUGGGUUUAAGGAAUGCCGUGCAUGUCAAUUCCACACUUUAUGCUAUGGAGAAGCAAGGCGAAGUCGUUAGGAAUCGUGAAGUCAACCCUCCCACCUGGGAGCUCUCCACCCGCCGCAGAGAGAGAAUGGAGAGGAGCAUCAAAGCUGCAAAGAGCACCCCAGCUAAGGGGGUUCCGAUGGAGGAGGGCGCAGGAUCCAUCUUCCAUCCAUCACCACCACCGCCAAUACCAGGCCUCGAACAACUUUCACUUCCAGAGGAUUGGAUGUCGGAGUCCGAUUCCUCCCUUCGGCCCCCCUCGUUUAGCCCCUGUAAAGUCAAAGAGACCAACGAAGGACAGUGGGCCACCGACGAUAUCCCAGAAUUCCUCAAUGCCAUUCGCAGGGAAACGGAUGCCGGAAAACUGGCGGCAGAGAAGUCCAAUGCUGUGGGAACUAUUGCCGUCUCGCUGGCUGCCCCGCCUCCGCAGAACCUGUGGGCCAAGCUACAGGAAGUGAGGCUGAAGAACCCAGUCAGUGGCCUCAUGGAGUAUGCCCAGUAUCUGGGCCAGAACUGUGAGUUCCUGCUCCUUGACCAGUCGGGACCCUCCCACGACCCAAGAUUCCGUAUGCAGGUGAUGCUCAAUGGGCGCUUGUUUCCCGUCGCAGAAGCUUCCAGUAAGAAGGUUGCAAAAAAGGACGCCGCUGCGGCCACUCUGCGCAUUCUUUACGCAGAGAUGCAGGGAGGGGCGAGCACAGGGGACAAUGGAAAUGCUGAACCCACAGUCAAAGUCAUGGAAAUACAACCUGAAACCCCUGUGACAGUUGAAACCAUGGGGGAAAUUUUUGGGCCCAAUAAUGUGGAAGGGAUAGAGAUGUCGGAGGGACCUCGCCAGCCGCUGUCCCGCUCUCUGCCUGGUGGGAAAAAUCCAGUGUCCGUCCUGAUGGAGUACAGCCAGCGCAGCGGCAACCCCAUCGAAUUCAUCAUCACCGGGCAGGCUGGCCCACCACAUGACCCACGGUUCAUGUACAGAGUAAAGGUCGGAGAGAACUUGUUUCCAGAGUCCUCGGCUCCAAGUAAGAAGGCAGCCCGCCAGCUGGCAGCAGAGGGGGCCGUCAAAGAAUUGAUGGCUGACGGGAGGUUGCAGCUCAACAAGCCUCAGUUGCCCCUAGGCUCUUCCAGUGAUAGUGACGGUUCUGGGACCACGUGUCCCUCUCUGCCGCCUCUGACUGUAGAUGAGUUGCGAGCAGCUCACGAGGCAGGGGUGGGGGACCUCAUCAACCACCUGAACAACAACGCAGUGUCAGGUCUUCUGGAGUACGCCAGAGCCCGGGGCUUUGCUGCUGAGAUCCGCCUCGUGGGCCAGUCUGGGCCAGCACAUGAGCCUAAGUUCACCUACCAGGCUAAGCUAGGCGGACGGUGGUUUCCUCCAGUCUGUGCAUCCAACAAGAAACAGGGCAAACAGGAAGCAGCAGACGCCGCUCUCCGGGUUCUGAUUGGAGAAGCUGAGAGGGCAGCCCGCACUGGGGAGCUUAUCCCGGCCGAGCUUCCAGUGAGUGGCAGCACUCUGCACGACCAGAUAGCGAUGUUGAGUCACCAGCGUUUCAACGCCUUGACGACACGUAUCCAGCACAGCCUUCUGGGACGCAAGAUUCUGGCCACCAUCGUCAUGAGGAAGGGGGAGGGCCUGGGGACUGUUGUCAGCCUGGGAACUGGAAAUCGCUGCGUUAAAGGGGAGGAGCUGAGUCUUAAAGGGGAGACAGUGAAUGACUGCCACGCUGAAAUUAUUUCGAGACGGGGAUUUCUUAGGUAUCUGUACAGCGAGCUGCUGAAGCACUACGAAGGCGCAGAGGACACUAUAUUUGAGAUGGCGGAGACAAACAAACUGCGGAUCAAAGCUGACAUCACCUUUCACCUUUACAUCAGCACAGCACCGUGUGGGGAUGGGGCUCUGUUUGAUAAGUCCUGCAGUGAGUCCGGCGAUGACGUCGAGGGCCACCAGCCUCUGUUUGAGAAUACAAAGCAGGGCAAGCUCCGCACCAAAGUGGAGAACGGUGAGGGCACCAUCCCAGUGGAGUCGAGUGCCAUUGUGCCGACCUGGGACGGCAUCCAGCACGGAGAGAGGCUGCGGACCAUGAGUUGCAGUGAUAAGAUCCUGCGCUGGAACGUGCUGGGCCUGCAGGGGGCGUUGCUCACCCAUUUCAUGCACCCCAUCUACCUAAAGUCCAUCACGCUUGGUUAUCUGUACAGCCACGGUCACCUGACACGUGCUGUCUGCUGUCGAAUGGCUAGGGACAGUGAAGCGUUUGUGGAGAGUCUUCCUUCUCCGUUCGUGCUCAACCACCCGGAGGUGGGCAGGGUGAGUGUGUACGACUCCACACGUCACACAGGAAAGACCAAAGAGUCCAGUGUGAACUGGAGCUUUGCAGACCAGCACAGUGUAGAGGUGCUGGACGGGACCAAAGGCAAACUGGAUGGGAACAAACACAGCAUUUCCCGUGUGUCCAAGUCCAACUUGUUCUGUAUAUUCCGGUCUCUGUGCCAGCGGUGCGGCCGCACAGACCUCCUCGCCCUGCCAUCAUAUUCCCACGCCAAGAUGGCGGCCAUGUCCUUCCAAUUAGCAAAGCAGCAGUUCUUCGAAGGUCUCGGCGUCCACGGUUACGGCGCCUGGAUCAGCAAACCGCUGGAAGAGAAGAGCUUCGAGGUCUUGGAGGGAAUUCGGAAAAACGGUUUCCCCGUGGGAUACAGCAGCAGUAGAAAUGGAGGGGCGUUAGAGCAAGGAGGCGUAGAACAGUGCAUUGUUAAGUGAGUAUAUAACUAUGUGGAGGAGGAAAAAAAGCACCAGCCAGGGCCAGACGUGAAGGGGGAAAGAAAAGGACAAUCAAACUAUGUGUAGCAAGUGUCCAGAACCGUAUCUUCUGAUGGAACAUGGUUAACGGCUGCUGAGGAGGACCGAUGGAAAGGAACCGUGUGAAUGAGAGGGAGAUGACCAGGGUAAAGCCUGAUGGGUGAAUGUGGUCAGAGUUCACACACAGAGCUUAGAAAGAGAUUCAGAGGGUAAACAAAACAUAAAUAAACACUACAUGAAAAAGGAAUUGGUUUGAAGUCAAUAAAUUAACCUGACAAACACUGCUACAAAGCUGAGCUGUUGGCUUGCAAGAUGAUUGCUGCUUGUGUCUUGAUCCUUAUUUUCAGAGUGUAAUUUCAACUUGUCUUUGUGAUAAUAGUGCUUCACUCGGUUUUUGGACCAAGAUUAUUCAGCUUCUUUUGGCAAAUGUUUGUUUGAUUUUUUUUCCCCUUGAGAGCUUGAGUAACUGACAAGUGCUGCUUUAUUACCGUUCAGUCCAUCACCAGCCUGCUUUGUCGCAGUGUUUGCAAUUGUUAAGUUAAAUUAGCGUUCAAAUGUCAUGAAGUGAUUAUUAUUUUUUCUGCUCCCUGUGUUCUACUUCAUGGAAACGCAUGCAACUGCUUUAUGACAAAGAGCAGAAACUACAGGAGUCUUUUUCAUUUUUUUUUUUAUUGCGGUCAUCCCGAUUGACUCAAUGUAGUGAAUCUGGAAAUCAGUACUUGCUGGGUACAGUCCCAGCUUACAUUCUAAAUUCAACACGUUCACUGUACAUAAGACCAUCAAUAAAAACAUACUCUGAUCAGUGACAAACGCUUCAGCUCCUCAAACUCUGAAGCAUCCAUCCGGCCCAUUUCUGAGUAACACCAGCUGUAAGAUUCAUUCAUUGUACACCAUCCCUCCACAUAGUGUUGCCAUGGUUUCCAUUAGCACAGUGUAGGUAAGUGCGGCCCUUGGAUCAGUCCCACAAGUUCCUCCGUGCUUUUAUAUAGAAUUACUGAUGUCAAGACCUCAAAGAAGUACAACCUUUCUGUUUCCUUAUUGCUUGUGGGUCUGUUUUUGAGUAUAUCUCCAUGUUUAACCAAUAAGAUAAUCAAUAACUGGCCAUGGGAGCGAGUCUCUCCUGUCCUGCAUGCAGCCAGCCUGCAUGUUGUUGUUUUUUUUCACAGCUCAAUAUACAAAAAGACUUCCAGGUUCUCUCGCAUGUCCAGUUGUUGUCUCACCUAGUAGCGCUAGGUGAGGACAGCUUGUUUAAGGAGAAUGUGUAGUUUCGUUUUUUUCCCUUUGUUUCGGUUACAUGUACUUGGAUGAUGCAAUAUAUACAUCAAGUAUAUACAAAUACAUGGACACACAGAUGUAAAGUGGGGUCCAAAAGCCUGAGUCUCAGGUUGAAGUUGUGUUUGAGGUCUGGAGAGAAAGCCAUGCAGGUCAAUGCUCCAUUCUGUGGAGCAUUGACCUGCAUGUGCACAUUAUUUUGCUGGAUAUUUCAUCUUAUUUUAAACAGUUUUAAGUGAGUGGCACCUUUCCUGGGCCAUGUGUUGUUAGCUCCUUUAUUGCAGCUUUUAGUGGGAUUUUUGUUCAGACAUUUAUUACAAUCUUUUGAGUUCCAGAAGUAAGUACUGGUUACAUUUCCUCAACGGUGAACAUUAUUUGAAUAAGAAGUUUUAAAGAGAAAAGGAAAUGUACAGCUUUCAGUAUUGGACUCAGACUUUUGAUCCCCACUAUGUCAGUAUAAUGUUAUAUAUAUAUAUAUAUAUAUAUAAAUAUGUGUGUGUGUGUAUAUGUAUAGGUUUCAUGUAUAUAUUUUGUAAAUCAUCUAAAAUAGUUUUCUAUAGUUUUCCUGGUGUUUUAAUGGUUUAUGCCAUUUUUUUUUUACCAAUAAAGUUCCAAAAAUUUGAAAAAAU